UAUCGCGCACUUUGUCUAAAGCGGAAGCAUCAUUGCCGAGCUGGAAUUUAGUCAUCUCUGAAAAAAGAAGCUUAUUUAAGGACAUUUAUAACAACGAUAUGCAUGGACUUUUAAUAUAUUUGUGCCUUUUAACCAGCCUAUUUUACUUUUCGGAAGGUAAACCAUGUCCCGAAAAGAGCCGUCGCCAUAAGACACGUUGCGAUGCUUACUACAAAUGCCGCGACUUGCCCUCGAACUCUCAUGUCUGGAUACCGACCAAGUGCAAAGAGGGACUCGUCUAUGAGCAUAGUGUGGGCAGCUGUGUGCUGCCUGCCGAGGAUUGGGAGUGUCUAACUCCUAAUGAACUGAAUAAUGCAACCAACAAGCUGUCAGUCAUGGGAAGCAAAGAUGCCGACAUUAUUAUAGUCAACAGUGAUGAUGAAUCGGGUAUCUUACUGAAGGAGUCGCCACAGUCACAUGAUGAUAAUGUGGAGAUUGUCCUGGAUGCCUUCUUAAGCAGUGAGGAGCAGAGUGCUCAACCUUUCAAGCCUGCACAUGAAAGUACUGAGUAUGAAAGCUCCUCAAGUAACACAUUCGAUUCCAGCGGCGAUGGCGAACUUGUCGACUUGGAUAGCCAAGUGCAGCUAGAAAAUCGCGAAGGAGUAGCUAAUAUAAGUUACCCUGCAUCUGCUGUGGACCCAGAACCAAUGACAUUAAAUAAACAUCCAAGCUCUUCAAUAGAUCCUACUCUUAAGGCGCAUUUGCAGCGGCUGUCGCAGCUAAUUGAUGGACUGCAGCAAACCUAUCAGAAGACGGAUAAGCCCCAAACGGAAAUGCGACCAGAUCAGUUAAAUGCUUUUUUGGCGCAUUUUGAUUUAAAAACCCGUUACGACAUGUUCAAUCCUUUGGGAGAAAUCCACCACACAGAAACCGCUACUACUGCGCCACCUACCACACAUACGACACCUAUGACGCCUAUGACACCAACAAGGCCAAUGGAGGUUUCGGCUGCACCAACACUCCCACUGCCGAAACCAACAGCUAAUAAGACCCGUUUACAAGAGCAUUUAACGAAGCAUCGAAUGCAACCGGAAACCAAGCUGAUGCUCACUAAUGCCCAGCCGUUCACCUCGAACGGCCAGGGCUAUACAAACUCUCAAAUUGUGGUAAAUCGUCCAGAGGGAUCAGUUACAUUUACACUCCCUCAAUACGGCUCCAGCGAAGAGCACAGCCAGAAGUAUGCUCAACCUCAGAGUCAUGAAUACAUGGGCGACCAGGAGCCCAAGGUAUCAGAGGAAACAUUGAAAACGGUGCUGGAACUGUCCAAGCAGAUGAUUUCUGCUCAGAAUAUGCCAAAAGUUAUUCCGAAUCCAGCAUACAAUGGCGCGUUUUUUGCCCAGCCAAUUCUACAGCCUAUCAUUUUGACAACCCACAAUAAUCCAUUCCAGCAGUACUUUUCGAUGCAAGACUAUGAGUCUCAUUCGCCACCAAGGUCGCAUUAUGUGCAUCAUAAGAAGCCGAGCGGAUACAACAAAAAGCAGUCGCAGCCCAGCACCACGAUCAUUCACAAUAAUGUUAUACCCGUACAUUUGGCUAGCACAAGCUCUGGCGAAAAGGAAGUACUUGAUACAUAUGGCAACAGCUUGGGUGUCUAUCCAAGCAGUAACAACAAGAACAACCAAAAUCAAAUGGAGAGCAACAACUAUCUAAACAAAUUUAUGGCAAUAAUGACAACACCUCGGCCGAAUUCUAGCUCCAGCUCCAGUUCCAUAUCUGGGAUGUCCGUGACGACAAUGAGCAGCCAAUACACGGGUCAAUACGCGGCUCCGUAUGCUGGCGAAUUUGUACAGACAACACCCCGCCCCUUCGAGCAUCAGCCAUCGGCAUCCACCGUAUCCUCCUACUAUACGCCUAGUCCGCAUCUCAAUGAGAACAAUGCACAUCGCGUAUUCAAUGCGGAAAGUUAUCCAACGUCUAUGUCCAUCGACUUGAAUGUACCUCGCCCCAUGGACAGUCACAAUCUAUUUCCGAUCCAUCUUAAGCCAGAUCAAGUGAAAAUUCGACCUAAUUCCCAAAAAAUCGAAAGCAUGGAAGUAGAGGCUGAUGAAGCGAGUAAUAUUAACUAUGUCAACAGCCAUGCGAAUGCGAACCACCUGCACACGAACAACUACAACAGCAACAAUUACAACAACCAAUACAACAACAACCAGAACAACAAUAGACAAAAUGGGCCCCAUGUACUGACCUACAGCAGUGGCGACUCAGCGGAUCUAAUAGGCAUGAACAAUCAAUUAGCACCUGGCUCAUAUGUGGAUCAGAGAUAUGCGAUGAAUGAGCAACAUCGACCUGACUACAGUCCAGCUUACUUGCCCAAUCUCCCAGCGAGUAUGAGUAGUGUAUAUAAUGAGCCAGUGGGCAAUAGCAUGUACCCAUCUCCAAUGAGCUCUGCUAACAACAUACAGGUUUUGCCUGGGAAGACCAAAUAUCAGUCUGCACUGAAUCAGCUUGUGAACUUUAAUGGCAAUUUCAUCAGUCUAGAUUUGUUUCAGAAGUCUAUCCUGCCAUUAAUGACACAAUCGCCGUCGGCGUUAUCUAACCUUGGUAAGGUGGAAGUGAUCACAUGUCAGGCCGGAGUGCGCCAACCCAAUCAGACGGACUGCACUCGUUACUUUGUUUGUAGUAAGAAGGACGGCAAAGUACUGUCCUACUCCUGCCCACCCUACACAGGGUUUAAUAAACAGACUCGCAUCUGUGAUGCAGUAACUUAUGCCCAGUGCGGCACUGUCCAAGUGCUCAACGGCUACUCUAUCGAGGAGAACAAGCGACUGCAGAUCGAGGCGCUUAAGAUGCUGAGCGAAGCCAAGCGACGACAGGAGGCCACGCUUAAGAGCCAGAGCAUUGCUAGUCUUCUGCAACAAUAUAGCAGUAUGCAGGAACCGAGUGGACCUGCUGUCUCAUCCAGCAUGGAGCACAGCCCGCUCGACUCCUACAUGAUCAGUUUGCCUGAGCUAACUACCACGCCGCGCCCAACGUCAGUCAUUCUUACUCUGCCUGCCAUCAGCAGUAGCAGUAGCAAUAGCAAUGGCAACGUCAAUAUCAACACCAAUAGCAACACUAACAGUAACAAUAAUAGUAACAGCAACAGUAACAAUAAUAGUAACAGUAACAGCAGUGGAUCGGUGAAGAAGCGCAAAUAUUAUUGCAGGGAGGGCGAUAAGAUACCCGACCAGACCUCCAUCAGCAGCUAUUUCGUUUGCUACAAGACCGCCCAGGGUCAGAUGAAAGGUCACAAGAUGACUUGUUCGAAGGGGCUGCUUUUCUGUCCUCGCACGCUGAUGUGCACGCUGGCGAGCAAGUGCUCCGGCUAGUUGGCUGGCAGCGAAGCUAAAUAGAGUUAUAAGUUAUUUAUUUUACAGUUAAGAUAUGAUUUUCUAUAUUAAACCAAUAACAGUACACUGA
This is a messenger RNA of Drosophila navojoa, 3438 nucleotides long. RefSeq lists its product as uncharacterized. The record is from RefSeq and is a predicted model, not a curated record. NCBI's taxonomy places the organism in Eukaryota, Metazoa, Arthropoda, Insecta, Diptera, Drosophilidae. Gene Ontology annotation, molecular function: DNA-binding transcription factor activity, RNA polymerase II-specific; chitin binding; cis-regulatory region sequence-specific DNA binding. Gene Ontology annotation, biological process: response to starvation. Gene Ontology annotation, cellular component: extracellular region; nucleus.